Messenger RNA from Temnothorax curvispinosus, 1611 nucleotides. RefSeq names its product COMM domain-containing protein 3. Gene Ontology annotation, biological process: sodium ion transport. Lineage: Eukaryota; Metazoa; Arthropoda; Insecta; Hymenoptera; Formicidae. The record is from RefSeq and is a predicted model, not a curated record. Bases 411 to 986 code for a protein of 191 amino acids. The transcript is spliced from 4 exons.
UCAAUCCCCCUCCCCACCAGUGCCUCAUCCCCGCGCCGACAAGUUGACAGGGGUGUUUACUCCUUAACCUCCAUGGAUUGUCUCAAUGUAUACUGUGCUUUUUUAUUAUUCUAAUGCAGUCUAGUGUUAAAACACAAACCUCGUGGUUGAAAUUCAGAUGUGGCCGACGUGGGUGAUGUUCAGACGGAUUUUAAUUUAAAUCCCUUUCGAAAAAGGGUGAGAUAUUACAAUUUUCUGACAUUUCAGUAAAUGCAAAACCAUCGACUGUAAUUAAACAACGUCCCUAACACAUUAAUCAGUCCUCAUGAUUUUCAAAGAUUUGAUUUAAAUUUUAAAUCAUUCAAAUUGUUGGAGUACAUGUGCACAAGCUAUAGAUUUGAUGAGAACAAUUGAUACUAUACUAUGUCGAGAUGGAAUUAGCAAAGGAAAUUAUCGACGGCGUAGCAAACAUCCAAAAUAGCAAUGUCUUACCCGAAGAAACGUUUCUACAAUUAUUAGAUAUUAUAAUGUUGCAUAUUUCUAAGAACGUUAGCAACGGAAAAACUGCUGUCGCUAAUGUAUAUCCAUCCAAGUCGGAUCUGAUAAAAGCUGCUUUCGCCAAUAUAUCUUGCCUCUUCAUAGAGGCUGCUCGACACGACUAUGAUGAAGAAAGUCUGAAACAUUUCCUACAAAAUGAACAUAUCAAUGGGCAAAGAAUUGAAACGCUAUGUAGUAGGUACAUAAACAACAAGGAAAAUAUCCAGACUCAAUUGGAAUUGACAGGAAAUAACUUACCGCACGUAGUGGACAUAGAUUGGCGUUUACAUCAUUGCGUUAAGAUGAGCACUCGUUUUACCAACGUACCAAUUUAUAACAUACGAGUGAGUACAAAAGAGUGCAAUCAAAUGAGACAUGUAACAUUUACGUGUACAGUACAACAGCUGCAAGAGUUGGUGCACAAGCUGAAGGAUGUUGUAAGACACAUUGAAAAAAUAUCCAAUAUAUAGAUCUGAUAGACGAUUAUAAUGUACAAUUUAGAGAUUCUUCAACUUUGCUUUGACAGCGAUUUGUAUAUAUGAAGGAGAAAUGUUCUAUAUUAAUAAUACAGUUUUAUGUAGGUGCAGUCAAUUAUAUUUUUGCAUUAUUAGCGAAGAGAAUAUCUUCUAAUUCCAUAUAGAAUUAUUACUUUUAUAUGUUUAUACAUGUAUAUGCACACACAUGUACACAUAUAUAAAAACUGAUUAAAAAUACAAUAUAUUUUCUAUUCUGCAGCCCAGUAUUUAUCUAAAAAUUUGUUUUUGUUUCGACGGAAAGAUACAUGCUGUGUGGUUAUAUCCUUUUAAUUAAAUAUAUAAUUAUAUUAAUUAGUAAUUCUUUCUCUAUUACUAUGUAAUAUAUAUUUUAUAAUCGUAGUACACUAUAUACAAAUAAAAUUAGCAUAUCUAAGAGAAAUUGAUCUCCAACCAUAAAAAUUAUUUAAAACUUUACUUUGUUGAUGCUUCUCUCAAUUCACGUUUGUUUGCUUUUUCAUCGAUGCGCACAAUCGUAUAAACGGACAAUACAAUGCAUAAAUAUACUAUUAAAAAUGAAGAAACAUAUGGAUUAGAUGAAUAGAGUUGAAAGAAAAUAGAG